UAGCAGCCAUGAGCAACUCUCCUAUAGCUUGCUCUUCUUCAACCUCCGGUUCAUCUUUGUUCACCUGAGCUAACAAUCUCCCUUUCUACUCCGCUAUUGCAGGUUAAACCGAGUUCACCAUGGGUUUGCAAAGGAAGAUCCUGGGAAAGAGAACCAUCCAGCAGGUGCCUGCAGAAGAAGCGGAAGCUGUUAGUAUUCCGCAGCUGGUGGAGCUACGGUCGCUGAAGCUGAAGCGGUCUCACUCCCACGGCAGCGGCGGCGACGACGACGAAGGUCCACGACAGCUUUCACCGCCAUCGGCGGCGAACAGCACUGGAACUGAACGCCACCUGCACUGCCCACCGGCGCCGAAGAAGCCGAGGCUCGUGCUGGGGUGUAGCCUGGACGGAUUCAAGGUGCUGCGAGUCAUGGACCUGCGUUGCUUCCUGCGCUGAGGGCUGAGCCAGUGCCAUCCAUGUAGCUUUUUGAGUUUUGAUUGCAGCAUCAGUUAUAUUUGUCUGUCCAAGUUCCAGAUGUCUGAUCUCAAUAUCUGAUCGUAGUAUGCUCUGUCGAGACUCGCAUAAUUCACCAAUGUAAUGGCGGUCAGUUGCCAGCCAUAUAUAUUUGUCAAUAUCCAUCUGGAUUCGAAUUUAGACUUGCUUAGGUGGCCGUAAUUUUUUUAUCUAAUAAAGAAGUGUGAAUGUCGGUAUUCACAGCUUUA
This is a messenger RNA of Sorghum bicolor (sorghum), 700 nucleotides long. RefSeq lists its product as uncharacterized. The coding region runs from base 120 to 434 and encodes 104 amino acids. NCBI's taxonomy places the organism in Eukaryota, Viridiplantae, Streptophyta, Magnoliopsida, Poales, Poaceae. The record is from RefSeq and is a predicted model, not a curated record. The transcript has a single exon.